Molecule: messenger RNA, 564 nt
Organism: Myotis lucifugus (little brown bat)
Lineage: Eukaryota; Metazoa; Chordata; Mammalia; Chiroptera; Vespertilionidae
Product: checkpoint protein HUS1
Exons: 3
Biological process (GO): telomere maintenance; meiotic DNA integrity checkpoint signaling; mitotic intra-S DNA damage checkpoint signaling
Cellular component (GO): nucleolus; checkpoint clamp complex; site of double-strand break
Source: RefSeq, a predicted model, not a curated record
UUAUAUUAUUAUUUUUUGCUUUCCUUUUCUUUUUUAAGACUUUGUGAAAUACUCCACUUGCAGAUUAUUGAAGCAAACCUCAAUGGAGACUUGAACCUGAAAAUAGAGUCGGAACUAGUGUGCGUUACAACUCACUUUAAAGAUCUUGGGAAUCCGCCAUCCGCCUCUGAAAACGAGUCUGAGGACCGCAGCCCAGAGCAGAUGGCGGAGGUGCAGGUGGACAUCAGGAAGUUCCUGCAGUUUCUUGCUGGACAACAAGUGAAUCCCACAAGGGGCGUCUGCAAUAUCGUGAGUCACAAGAUGGUGCACUUUGACCUGCUCCACGAGGACGUGUCCCUCCAGUACUUCAUCCCGGCCUUGUCCUAGCACUGCCAACUGCACGGGGCCCGGAGACCAUUGCCAUGACCCGGAGAGGCACGGGGUGAUGUGCUCAGUCGUUUGUCAAUAUGUCCUCACAGCAGCACAAAUUCUGUACAUUUCCCUUAUUUUUCCCUCCAUGAUAAUUUAACUAGAAAUUAAAUUAAUGAAAUAGUUGAAUAAACAUGUUACUUCAUAUUAUUGUAA